GUGUCACCGUUGUCGUAAACUCGAGAUCAGAUUGGUAAACCUGACGGAUGAUUCUGUUUCUUGUCAAAAAAUUUCUGAACGUCUUCGAAGGGUACAACUUUUCUCAGAUUCAGAUAAGUCCCAUCUUUGUCAUGACUGCUGAAGUUACUGAAAUAAAACCGGACGCCACUGCAGCGGCAGCUGAAGCAAAGCCCUCUGAGGUGCGUAUUGAAGAUGACGCCAGUGAUUGUGGAUCUGAGGACAGUAUCCCCGAACUUGAAGAUGCUGCUGGUGGAACCACACAGCUGGGUGGCGGUGCAACCGGCCUGCCAGUAGAUUUGGUAUCGAAGGCCAAACAGUCGCGCGGUGAAAAAAAGGCACGUAAGAUUAUGUUAAAACUUGGAUUGAAGCAAAUUCAAGGAGUUAAUCGAGUCACUAUUCGCAAGUCUAAAAAUAUCUUGUUCGUAAUUAACAACCCCGACGUGUAUAAGAAUCCACACAGCGACACAUACAUUGUAUUCGGUGAAGCCAAGAUUGAGGACUUGUCUCAACAGGCUCAAGUCGCAGCUGCCGAGAAAUUUAAGGCACCAGAAGCGGCAAGUAUUGCCGAAACAUUGGGAACAACCACAUCGGUGGCACCUAUUGCUGAAGAAGAUGAGGAGGAGGUAGAUGAGACCGGCGUUGAUGAGAAGGACAUUGAGCUUGUUAUCACGCAAGCGAAUACGACCCGCGCAAAGGCAAUACGAGCACUCAAAAAACACAAUAAUGAUAUCGUCAAUGCAAUUAUGGAGCUGACGAUGAUUUAAACGCAUAUGUAUUGUUGCAGACAGCGUUGACAUCGAAUGUAGUCAUGAGUACCCGCCUUACAAUAUAUUUGGAAUUAGAACAACUAUAAAAUUACAGAAAAAAAUUAGACCACAGAAAUCACAUCAAGCCGAACAGUCUAAAAUCGAUGACUAAUUUGUAUUUUAAAAGUCGUUAAGCUAGAAAGCUGUUGCUGCUUUCUAUCCCAAACAUUGCUAUAAAUACAGUGAGUUAAAAGGAAAAUAUUUUUGAGCAAUUAAAAUUUGGUUCUUGAAUAU
Messenger RNA from Rhagoletis zephyria (snowberry fruit fly), 1061 nucleotides. It is a transcript of the gene Nacalpha, whose product is annotated as nascent polypeptide associated complex protein alpha subunit. The record is from RefSeq and is a predicted model, not a curated record. Gene Ontology annotation, cellular component: nascent polypeptide-associated complex. Lineage: Eukaryota; Metazoa; Arthropoda; Insecta; Diptera; Tephritidae.